AUGGCAGACGAAAAACUCAAACUCGCAGAGAUCGAGAGCCUCAAGAAGGUCGCCUUCUUUGGCAUCUCCGUGGCAACCAUCGCCACUCUGGUCGCCAUUGUGGCCACGCCCAUGAUGUACAACUACUUGCAGCACGUGCAAUCUUCCCUUCAAAAUGAGGUGGAGUUCUGCCGUCACCGUACCGAUGGGCUGUGGGACGAGUUUGGCCGCUUCGAAGUGGUACGUGGAAAGGAGACACGUAUUAAGAGACGUGCACGUGCAUUCGGAAGUGGAAGCUAUGCCGCUGGAGGUGCUGGAGGUGGUGCCGGGUACGCCACCGGCGGCGGUGGUGGAGAAGGAUCCUGCUGCUCUUGCGGAGUCGGAGCAGCUGGACCACCAGGACCACCAGGAGCCGACGGAAAUCCAGGAACUGAUGGAGCAGCUGGAAAUCCAGGACAAGCCGGAGCCGAUGCAUCCCAAGAGGCACCAUCCGCCGCUGACUUCUGUUUCGAUUGCCCACCAGGACCAGCUGGACCAGCCGGAAACGCUGGACCACCAGGACCACCAGGAGGACCAGGAGCCCCAGGAAACACACCACCAGCUGGAGCCGGAGGGCCACCAGGACCACCAGGUCCACCUGGACCAAACGGAAACGACGGAGCACCAGGAGCACCAGGAAACCCAGGAGCGCCAGGAGCCGUCAACGAGGUUCCAGGACAACAAGGAGCACCAGGACCAGCCGGACCAGCCGGACCACCAGGACCUGCAGGAAAUCCAGGAACCGCCGGGUAUGCUCAACCAGGACCAGCUGGACCACCAGGAGACGCCGGACCAGACGGAGCACCAGGACAACCUGGACAACCAGGACCUGCUGGAGACGCAGGAGCACCAGGAUCCGGAGGAGGAUGCGAUCACUGCCCACCACCACGUACCGCUCCAGGAUAUUAG
This is a messenger RNA of Caenorhabditis remanei, 927 nucleotides long. RefSeq lists its product as uncharacterized. The coding region runs from base 1 to 927 and encodes 308 amino acids. Gene Ontology annotation, molecular function: structural constituent of cuticle. The record is from RefSeq and is a predicted model, not a curated record. The transcript is spliced from 3 exons. NCBI's taxonomy places the organism in Eukaryota, Metazoa, Nematoda, Chromadorea, Rhabditida, Rhabditidae.